Messenger RNA from Myotis brandtii (Brandt's bat), 1470 nucleotides. It is a transcript of the gene AHCYL1, whose product is annotated as adenosylhomocysteinase-like 1. Gene Ontology annotation, biological process: L-methionine cycle. The transcript has 15 exons. Gene Ontology annotation, cellular component: cytosol. Bases 22 to 1470 code for a protein of 482 amino acids. NCBI's taxonomy places the organism in Eukaryota, Metazoa, Chordata, Mammalia, Chiroptera, Vespertilionidae. The record is from RefSeq and is a predicted model, not a curated record.
CAAAUCCAGUUUGCUGAUGACAUGCAGGAGUUCACCAAAUUCCCCACCAAGACAGGCCGCCGCUCUCUGUCCAGGUCCAUCUCUCAGUCCUCCACCGACAGCUACAGCUCAGCUGCGUCCUACACAGACAGCUCUGAUGAUGAGGUCUCCCCCCGGGAUAAGCAGCAAACCAACUCCAAGGGCAGCAGCAAUUUCUGCGUGAAGAACAUCAAGCAGGCAGAAUUUGGACGCCGGGAGAUUGAGAUCGCAGAGCAAGACAUGUCUGCUCUGAUUUCACUCAGGAAACGCGCUCAGGGGGAGAAGCCCUUGGCUGGUGCUAAAAUAGUGGGCUGUACACACAUCACAGCCCAGACUGCGGUGUUGAUUGAGACGCUCUGUGCGCUGGGGGCCCAGUGCCGCUGGUCUGCCUGCAACAUCUACUCCACGCAGAACGAAGUGGCUGCAGCACUGGCUGAGGCUGGCGUUGCAGUGUUCGCGUGGAAGGGCGAGUCGGAAGAUGACUUCUGGUGGUGCAUUGACCGCUGUGUGAACAUGGACGGGUGGCAAGCCAACAUGAUCCUGGAUGAUGGGGGAGACUUAACCCACUGGGUUUAUAAGAAGUAUCCAAACGUGUUUAAGAAGAUCCGAGGCAUUGUGGAAGAGAGCGUGACUGGUGUGCACAGGCUGUAUCAGCUCUCCAAAGCGGGGAAGCUCUGUGUUCCAGCCAUGAACGUCAAUGAUUCUGUUACCAAACAGAAGUUUGAUAACUUGUACUGCUGCCGAGAGUCCAUUCUGGAUGGCCUGAAGAGGACCACAGACGUGAUGUUUGGUGGGAAGCAGGUGGUGGUGUGUGGCUACGGUGAGGUGGGGAAGGGCUGCUGUGCUGCUCUCAAGGCCCUCGGAGCCAUCGUCUACAUCACAGAGAUCGACCCCAUCUGCGCUCUGCAGGCCUGCAUGGACGGGUUCCGGGUGGUAAAGCUCAGUGAAGUCAUCCGGCAGGUGGACGUGGUGAUCACCUGCACAGGAAAUAAGAACGUAGUGACGCGGGAGCAUCUGGACCGCAUGAAAAACAGUUGUAUCGUGUGCAACAUGGGCCACUCCAACACGGAAAUUGACGUGACCAGCCUGCGCACCCCGGAGCUGACGUGGGAGCGGGUCCGUUCUCAGGUGGACCAUGUCAUCUGGCCCGACGGCAAGCGCGUCGUCCUGCUGGCAGAGGGCCGCCUGCUCAACCUGAGCUGCUCCACAGUCCCCACCUUUGUGCUGUCCAUCACGGCUACCACACAGGCUUUGGCACUGAUAGAGCUCUACAAUGCACCCGAGGGACGCUACAAGCAAGACGUGUACUUGCUGCCCAAGAAAAUGGAUGAGUACGUUGCCAGCUUGCACCUGCCAUCAUUUGAUGCCCACCUGACAGAGCUGACGGAUGACCAAGCAAAAUAUCUGGGACUCAACAAAAAUGGGCCAUUCAAACCCAAUUAUUACAGGUAA